This is a messenger RNA of Drosophila erecta, 2600 nucleotides long. RefSeq lists its product as uncharacterized. The transcript has a single exon. The record is from RefSeq and is a predicted model, not a curated record. NCBI's taxonomy places the organism in Eukaryota, Metazoa, Arthropoda, Insecta, Diptera, Drosophilidae. Bases 1 to 2583 code for a protein of 860 amino acids.
AUGUCCAUGCAUAGAACCCGAUCCGUUUUAGCUGAAUCCAUUAAAUUGCUAAGGCGAAGAAGUCGUGAGCUUCAAACAAAUUAUCUGCAAGGUGAACACAAUGAAAGAAGGCUAAAGACACUCUUACGAAAAUUAUAUGAUCAUAAAACACACAGUUCAUUUCUUAAAAACAUGUUGAGAAAUUUGAAGAUUCAAAUUAAUGAGCAUGAUUGCAGUAAUGUUGGAGAAAUUUUAAAUUCUCAACUGGAAGUAAUGACAAAACUAACCACAGGCAACUUAAAGGAAGCUGAAGAAUGUAUCAAUGUUGCAAGCCACUUACGAUAUAUGAGAAGAAGUAGGUCUAAGAGACGCAAACCAAAAAGUUCUUUGAAAAAAUCCAAAUGGAUGUUCUUAAGCUCACUAAAAAUGCAGAAUAGUGUCGCAACAACAAAGGAAAUGAAUGACAAUAAAAAUGUGUUACAACCAAAAGUAGGGACCUUGUCCACGCUGACAAGUCUUAAUGAAAAGCCAUGUAAAAAACAUAUUCAUAGACGACGCAGUGUACAGUCAAAACAAUUAGACACAAAAAACCUUGAUUUUAUGAAGGAUUCAAGUAUAGUUUCUCAAAAAAUAACCACUCAAAACUUACCAGCAUCCAGGCUAAAGGUUAAGGUUUAUCCACGAGAAAAGACCGAAACACCCUACACCGAUUUAACACAGCCAGAUUUAACAAUCGCAUUUGGAAAUAUAGUAGUCGAUAAAGAAGAGGAUCAGCAGGGAGCCUGGAGAAAGCCCCAUUAUACCGACUCAAAAAUACUCAAAGGUAGAGUCAGAAAGAGGACGAAAAAUAAAAGAGACUCGAAGUUGAUUAAGGAAUUUGCGUUAAGGAAUACACUUCCCAAUUUGAAAAUGCGAAGCCACAGAAGAGUCCGAAAAAACUGUAAAAAGAUUGAAGCCGAAUCCUUGCAGAAAGUUCAAUCGGUACAAAGCGAAAAGGAGAGUCAUUCAAAAAAUGAUCUUACUAAGUUUUCAAAAACUCCAACCGUUAACAAGAGACAGCAUUCCUCGACGUACGAAAAAUUGAAAUUAGCGUACCGAGCGGAAAGUUUACAACCAACGGAAAAAAGGUCAGUUCUUAAAAGAAAGGACACGUCCGAUGAAAGCCUAGCCAAGUACGAUAUGACUGUAUCGAAAUAUUUCGAAAUCAAAUCACAGUUUAAUCCUGUUUUAAGCGCAUCUCAGAUAUCCCAAACAAACUCCUUUUCAGUAGCAAAACCGAAGGCUCAUUCCGCGCUUUCGGCAAAACCCUCUUUGCGAUCAUUGGAUGGCGUGUCAAAGGAUUUAAUACAGCCAGCCAUUUCAUCAAUGGCCACUACUAUUAUCAAUCGUUUAUUCGAAGACAAGCCAAUAGCUUCUGAUACACCAAGAUUUCACAAAACAAUAGACGCUACAAAAAUGUCAGCAAACAGUUUCCUGGGAACGAUAUCCAAGAUGAAGCCCUCUGAUCAGAUAAAUGCGGUGUGGAACGAUUUGCAGGGGAAAUAUAAAGAGUGGUGUUCGAGUGCUAAAACGCCCGAGGAUGUUCAGAAAUUCAGGGAAUUUCUCAAGUGGCGCUAUAUUCACAAUGUCCAAAAGGUCCUACACAAUCAUGUCAAGCAGUUCAAGAUGGACGUCGACGGUGGACGAUCAGAAACAGAAUCUAGAAAAUCUGUAACGUCAAGUAGGGUAUUACGCCCCCAUCACCAAAUACCCACUAACUAUGGAUCUUUAGGAGUGGCCAAAAGGGCAUCUAGCACAGACCUUUCCCAGCUCAGGCAAACGCACGACGCCUUCGUUCGGUCGCAAAUGGAGUCGUUGAGGUCUAGGGCUUUCGACAAGGAUGUGGGGCAAAUGGAGCUCAUGAUCAUGAAUAGACAGGUACCCAUAAGCGAGGAAGAAGUUGAAAUCUUUAGGAAGUAUACAUGCGACCCUCAGCACUACAACGUACUGAUACUAACGUUCGGCAAACCCAUUUCGGACGAAAAGUAUGAGGAAAUGCUGCCAGUUCUGGAGAAAAAUUUCCAAUUUAUAAGCCAACAACUAGUGGUACUUUCCAGGGCAAAGAGGGUUCAGAAAAUGAAAGCCAACAUCGAAAUACAAAGAGCAGAGGAGGAGGUAACAUCAAAAGUUUCACGUGAAAGCUACCAUACGGAUCGUACAGACUUUAGUGAAGCAUAUCUGCAGAAAAGGAGGGACUUGUGGGCAGCCUACAUUGCCAAGCAGCCCAAGACUCCCACUGAGAUUCUUUUGGCCCAAGUCCGGUAUAAGAAGCGAAUGGAUCAGCUGGCCAAGAAAAGGGACGAUCGCGAGCAACGAAGGCUGCAAGAGCAGCGGUUUCACAAAAGGAGAAGGUCACUUAGUGCCCUAUUUAGAGCUCCAAGGCAAACGCACCGCGAGCGACAAGCCAUCGAGGAUAUUAAGGAGAAGCUGGAGGUUGGGAAAUCUAGGUGCUCGCUUACAUCGUUGUGCCAGUGCAGCAGGUGCGGCGUGUCCUGGACACAGAAGUGCUCCGAAGGCUCCAACGAUAGCUUGGCAGGACAUAUCUGUCAAAACGUAGAAGCAUAGGUCUUGGACUUGUACAA